Messenger RNA from Phoenix dactylifera (date palm), 2046 nucleotides. RefSeq lists its product as uncharacterized. The record is from RefSeq and is a predicted model, not a curated record. NCBI's taxonomy places the organism in Eukaryota, Viridiplantae, Streptophyta, Magnoliopsida, Arecales, Arecaceae.
GCUCUCUCGGGUGUGAGAGCUCUUGCUUGUUUGGUGUCGCCGAGGGGAAUCGUUCUUGGGCCGUCCGUUCGGUGGGUGGAUCGGGGUGGGGUGUAUGAUUAAGUUGUAGGCGCUCGCCGGGAUUCUUUUGGCGAACGGAGGGAUGUCGAUCGCGCUGGAGAGGAGGAACGGGAUGGGGGGGUCGGGGUUCGGCGGGGGGAUCCCGUGCUUCCCGAUCUACGAGGCGCGGGAGGGGCGGCGGAUCGAUCGGCGGGAGGAGGAGGGGGAGGAGGAGGAGGAGGAGGCGGGGGGGAGGGGGAUGGAGGAUGGGAAGGGGGGGGAGUUGUCGUGCAGCUCGUCGAUCGGGCGGAAUAGUGAGGGAUCGGCGGGGGGUUCGGGGUCGGACGGGGAGGAGUCCGGGGAGACGGAGGUGCAGAGCAGGUAUAAGGGGCCGAUGGAGACCAUGGAUGCGCUGGAGGAGUCGCUUCCGAUCAGGCAUGGCAUCUCUAAAUUCUACUGUGGCAAGUCCAAAUCUUUCACAAACCUGGCAGAUGUGUCCUCAUAUUCCUCUGCCAAGGUCCUUGCCAAGCCAGAGAAUCCUUACAACCGCAAGCGCAAGAAUCUGCUCGCCUUCAACAUUAUGUACGAGAGGUCUCAAAGUAACGAGCUCAGAAGCAUGGAAGGUGGCAUUUCCAAAAGACCUGCCAUUUCCAGCCGGUGCACAUCGGCCUCCACCAUGUCAAUGAGCUGCUCUGAGAGCAAUAGCAAUAACGGUGAAGAGGAUCAUGACCCAUCCCGGCUUCUCCCUCCCCGUUAUCCACAUAGCAGAGCUGCUGCCUCAGUUGCUUCAGCCCCAUUUGAUAUUUCCCCACCAGAAAAGUCAUCUUUCCCAAUGAGAUCGUUUUCCUUGACAGAUCUUGAAGGUGCGGUCAGCUCAAAUUCGUCCAUUAGCCCCAGGGAAAAGCACAAGAGGAAUUAGUAGUUAAUUUUUUUCCUUUGCCUUGGUUGCUCCUUGUCCGUAACAUUUUGGAUCCGUGGGUGUUGGUGGCCAAGAUGGUGGUGUCAGAAUGUUGGUGGUUUUUAUACGGUUGGGCUUCCUACUCUCUGUUCUGCAGAAAACUUAAAAGAGUUGGUAAUUAAUCUAGAUGGCCUCUCCUGGCUUCUUCCUUGUCAGCAAUCUUGUCUAAAUGGUGCCUUGUGUUUGCCUUUGCUCUAAUAUUGCGAUGAUAGUUUUCCAUGAUACUGCAUUGAAUCACCUCGUGCUUGGUGCCGUUACGUUGUUUCAGUUGUAUAAUUACUGAUUCCUUCAGUUGAUGCAGCACCGGAUUCUAGGUGCAGGAAUGGAUUCCAUGGUGGAAUAUUGAGGUUUAACAGGUGAUACUUUGGGCUGAGGGCGCGGUAUUAGGAUUUUGCAGGAAGUUCUGCACCUCACCGCAUGCAUCCUGGCUCUGUAGAUGAUACAAUACGGAUGCGGCGAAACGCAGGUUUGAAAAUCGUGAAGGAAACUGGAGUUCGGAGGUGCUUUUCUUGACAGAAGAGUGGCUUUUGCUCGUUCUAGUUUUAAUUGAAAGAAAAUUUCUCAUUACACUUGGCAGGUUACAGAGUUUCAAAAUCUUUGUCAAGAGAAUAGGACGGGGCUGCCAUUUGCAUGCAAACUUGUGGAUCGGACGUCUAUUAAUCCGAGAGAGCAGCCUUUUUGAUGUCUUUUUUGUCCAGGAGAACAUGCGAAGGUUGACAUAUCCGCUCAUAUGGGAGGUAUGGAAGCUGUUUGUGAGGAGGAUAUCGAGUAACUAUUGAGACGAGAAAGACCAACUAUGUUGAAGAAGCUUCGUUCUUUGCAGUGUAUGGACUCGGUUCCUUGAGGGGAUCGUCUCCAAGUGUUCGUUCAGAUCCUAUGCUUGAAUCAGUCGGAUUGGGUCCAGAUGGAUGUAUGUGGAACUGUACGACCCCUCGGAUUUCUUGACACGUAAAACAAACAUCGUUAAACAAGAGAAGUAAUGGCAAAUGUUAACUAAUCCUAAUAAAGUUGAAUAGAAUUUCAAAUGCAAAUGAAGACUCGUAAAAAAA